GGAUGGGAGGGGGUGUGGCCACAAGAGGUGAAUGGUGAUUGGCUCCGAACCGCGGCGGGACGGAGUAAAAGGCGGAAGCGGAGGUUGGGGACUGGGCUUUGCGGGCGCGUGAGAAGGAGCGCUAUGGAAGGAGUCAAGUGUCCGGAGCACGGGUCCUUCUGCCUUUUGAAAACCGGAGUGCGCGAUGGCCCGAAUAAAGGAAAGAGCUUCUAUGUGUGCCGAGAGGACUCAUGCAGCUUCGUGAAGACCACCGACAUUCCUGUUUCUCAUUGUUUAUUGCAUGAGGACUUUGUGGUAGAGCUUCAGAGUUUGUUUCCACUACAGGGCAAGAAAGAAUGCAGGUUAUUCUUCCGAUGCACGAGAAGCAAGGCAGAGGGAAAACACUGGUGUGGAAGUGUUCCCUGGCAGGAUCCUAAUUCUAAAGAAUAUCCUGUAACCAAUAAAUCUCAGCCCACAUCUGAGCCAUUUCCUCAUCCUUCCAGUCAGCCAAGAAACCCAUUCAAGGUUCUUGACAAGAAUCAAAACCCAGCUCUCUGGAAACAGUUUGUCAAAGGGGGAGGGGAGGAAAAUAUGGCUGCUAAGAAGUCAAGGGAAAAAGGAGACCAGUCCAUGUAUCAAAAGCCUGACUCUAACUGCUCGAUGGAGAAAGAGUUCUCAUCUAGUCUGGUAAUAAAGAAAAAGCAAUCUGGAAUUCAAGAGGAGGAGCAAGAAGAGACAACAGAGGAAACUAAAGGAAUUACAUCCAGACAGCACCCAGGGAAUGGGCCGAGAGGACCAUCUGUAUCUCCUCAGGAGAAGUCAGAUGGUGAGAGUAAAAAUAUUCAAAACAAAUCAGAAUCUCCAAGAGAAAAGGAAACCCAGUUUUUGCCUCAGAAGAUACAUGGUCAGAACCAAGUAAGCCAGCCUCAAAAAGGGGAUCACCUCGGCAAGGAGCACCUCAAGAACUUGGAAGCUAAAGAAGCAAAGGCAAAGGAUGGCCCAAGUACGCAGACCUUCCAGAAAAGGCUGCCCCAGGAGCAUUUCCAGGCACCCUCUGGGACCCAGGGACCUGCUCCUAAAGGACAAGCAGCACCAGGGCUUUCCCUGGGCGAGGGGUGCCCUGCUGCCUCCAGCAGUAGUGAAAGUGAGGAAGAUGACGUUUCCUGCAUUCCAGGAAGCCCUCUACUCUUUGACUCGACUAUGGACUCACCGAAGUCAGAGAACCUUCAACUCCCUGUUCAAAGUGUGCAAAGAAAAACAUCUGCUUCCUUGAACGUUUCCAAGAAGAAAGAACCCUCCGAUCCAGCUGCCCAGCGUGUGUACCUUACAACACAACUGAAACAAAAGAAGAGCACAUUGGCAGUGGUGAACAUCCAGGCUCUUCCAGACAAAGGUGAAAAGUUACUCAAGCAAAUCCAGAUGUUGGAGGAAGCACUCAGUACUCUUGCCCUCUCCCCAGAGCAAGGAACUAGUGAGAAGAGUAACACUCAAGCACAACAGAGUACCCUCACCAAAACUACUGUGGGCCCUCCUCACGUGGUGUCUCCCCAGCCCCUUGUGGGUCAUGAUCUCCAGCCUCUGGACCCUUUAAGACUACAGGCAGCCUGCCAGGUAACUACUGGAGGACUCAGCCACUGCUCUGGAGAUCCCAGGAACCAAGAUCACCUUUAUUCAGUAUGGAAAAUCACAAGUGAAGCCAUUGAUAGGCUGCAUCGAUCACUGGAGUCAUGUCCUGGUGAGACAGCAGUGGCAGAAGAUCCAGCCGGCUUGAAGGUGAGCUGUGAAGACUCGUGGUACAGAGUAUCUCUUAACAUAUUGAUUUCUUUCCCCCCUCAAGACUCCUCUGACUUUACUUCCCAUGGAACACUAAUUGUCUGUCCCGCUUCCCUCAUCCAUCAUUGGAAAAAUGAGGUUGAGAAACGUGUGAACUGCAACAAACUAAGAGUCUAUCUCUAUCAUGGGCCAAACAGGAAUCUGACUGCGAAAGCCCUCUCUAUGUAUGACAUCGUGAUUACUACUUACAGCCUUCUGGCCAAGGAGAUUCCCACAGUGAAGCAGGAGAGAGAGGUUCCAGGUGCAAACCUCAGGGUAAAGGGCAGCUCAACACCUUUGCUUCAAAUAGUCUGGGCUCGAAUUAUAUUGGAUGAAGCUCAUAAUGUGAAGAAUCCCCGUGUGCAGACGUCCAUUGCUGUGUGUAAGCUGCAAGCCCGUGCCCGUUGGGCUGUCACUGGAACCCCUAUACAAAACAACCUGUUGGAUAUGUAUUCACUGCUGAAAUUUCUCCGCUGUUCUCCAUUUGAUGAAUUCACCCUGUGGAAAAGUCAGGUUGAUAAUGGUUCAAAGAAAGGAGGAGAACGGUUAAGUAUUUUAACUAAGAGCCUUCUGCUGAGGAGAACAAAGGACCAACUGGACUCCACUGGCAAACCCUUGGUGAGGCUGCCUCAGCGUAAAUUUCAGCAGCACCGUUUGAAGCUUUCUGAAGAUGAAAAGCUGGUUUAUAAUGUCUUUUUUGCAAGAUCAAGAUCUGCUCUGCAGUCCUAUCUGAAAAGAGAUGAAAGUAGAGAUAACCAAUCUGGAAGAAGCUCUAAUAAUCCAUUCAUCAGAGUGGCCCAGGAGUUUGGGUCCAGUGGGCCUGGGCAGACCAUGGCAGCAGACUCACAGAGAUCCAGCACCGUCCACAUACUGUCCCAGUUGCUGAGGCUCCGUCAGUGUUGCUGCCAUCUUUCUUUACUGAAGUCGGUCCUGGAUCCUGCAGAUCUGAAGAGCGAAGGCCUUGUCCUAUCCCUAGAGGAACAGCUCAGUGCUCUGACCUUGUCGGAACUCCAUGACUCAGAGUCCUCUCCUACUGUUUCCCUUAAUGGCACACCCUUCAAGGUGGAACUUUUCGAAGACACACGACAGAGCACCAAGAUAUCAUCUCUGUUGGCAGAGUUGGAGGCAAUCCGAAGAAAUUCAGGGUCCCAAAAGAGUGUCAUUGUCUCUCAGUGGACCAGCAUGCUGAAAGUGGUAGCACUGCAUCUUAAGAAGCAUGGAUUCACUUAUGCCACCAUUGAUGGCUCCGUCAAACCCAAACAGAGAAUGGACUUGGUGGAGGCGUUUAACCAUUGCAGGGGCCCUCAGGUUAUGCUAAUCUCUCUUUUGGCUGGAGGUGUUGGUCUAAACCUAACUGGAGGAAAUCAUCUUUUUCUUCUGGAUAUGCACUGGAAUCCAUCACUUGAAGAUCAGGCUUGUGACAGAAUUUAUCGAGUAGGGCAGCAGAAAGAUGUUGUGAUACACAGAUUUAUUUGUGAAGGAACAGUGGAAGAGACCAUCUUACAGCUCCAGGAAAAAAAGAAAGAUCUGGCACAACAGGUUCUGUCAGGGUCUGGAGAAUCUGUCACCAAGCUCACCUUGGCUGACCUCAAAAUCCUUUUUGGCAUCUAAGGUCCUGUCUAUAGAGUAUCGAAUAGUGCCAUUUCUGAUGUGGUAGGGUCCAGGACUAAAACCCUAGCACAAUCCCUGAGCUCUGUUCUUGCGUUCCUUUUCACCUUCAAGCCUUAACACUCUCCUCUCAAAAUGGGGAAUAAUCUUAUCCCUAGAAUUGAGGAUGGGUUAUCAUAUUCAACAACCAGCACUCAUGUUAAUCAACCAGUUUAUUUGAAGAAUGGCACAGAAAUUAAUCCAUCUUUUCAGAUAAAGAAAUGCCUUGGAGCUACAUGGUUUUGAAGGCCAUCUCUCACAGAAUUGGAUUUAAGCUUCAGUAAAGCUCAAAAAACCCUGUGUUUCUUCUCCGUCCUGAGCUGUUGGGAAAAGCAGUGUUAUUACCAUCCCCGACACAGACUCCACCCAUCUUUCCAUCUCUUGGUGCUGGUGAGAAUGCUCCUGUGAAUGUCCCUCUGGGCCGAGCAGCGUCGAUCUCCGUGGCCAGCCAUUCUCUGCAGCCAUUGCAGUCCAGGUGGUUCUCCCUCUCAGAAUUAAUUUCAGGGAGGUGCUUUGCAUAUAAAAUAGAUGUUAAGUAUCUGUGCCGUUUAGUACCAGCAUGUCUUUUUGGUAUUUACAUCAUUUGUUUCAUCUAGUAGUAUUUCAAUAUCAAAUGUCAUUUAGGUUUUGUUGCUGAUGGUGGUGGGGAUUGAACCCAGGAGUGCUCUACCAUUGAGCUACUCACCUAGUUUUUGUUAUUUUUAAUUUUGAGACAUUCCUAAAAACUUACUUUCCUAAUUUCUGCUAGAAAAAAUCAUGUAAUUCUUCCCAGAUAGAAAUAUUUCCUCAAAGUUGGAUAAAGAAACAAAACCCUGUGUUAACACAGUCACAGUAGGAACUGAGACACUGUAGUGUUCAAGUAAAGCUUCCCUCUCAGGACCAGAUAUUAAAGGCUUAUAAAUAUAAUGGGGCCCUGGUGGGAAGAAUUCUGAUCUGGGCCUUUGACUCAGCUCUAAUUCUAGUUUCCCGUUAGCUGGGCUGCCUGGCCAGCGUUGGAGAUUCAGGGUGCUCCUGGGGCACUCUCCUGCAUGCCCAUGCCUUUCUUGGAGGCCACAGUGUGGGUGCUUUCCUGGAGCUUGCGGGGGAGCUGGGACUGGUGAGCCUCCUGUGCCCCAUGUCAUUUUGUGCCUGGCUUUAUCUUAGUUCCUUCUGCUUUAUGUUCUAGUGACUUGAGCACUCAUCAUCCAGGGCAAAGUAAGGAGUCCAGGACAGGGAUAAGGACCCUGGGUCAUGGCCAGAGGAGUGGGGUGCCAACAUUCACUGGGCACAGAGCGGACCUGAGCGGGUGUCCCUGGCCUGACUUCAUCUUGGUGUCAGUGGGAGCCCCCAGGCAGAUCCCUGCACAGAAUGGGCAUGUUAUUGUGUAUCUCACUGGACACAGGACUCAUCAGUGUUUUUAGGCCACAAACUUCAAGAAAAAGAGAACCCUAACAAAAAAUAGUCAGCAGAGGGAUUGUAUUAGAUGAGUCUUUGAAGAGGUUUCUGGAUGUCAUAAGCCUCAGGAAAGUAAUGAUGGCCUCUGAGAGCUGAUGGUCUUUGCUACUGUGCAGGUUACCAAUCCUGAGUAACCCUCCCGGACCUCGCCCUACUCCCUGCUUGGUGAGGAUAUUUUUCUUGAGACUCAAAUGAUGCCAUCCUCUGGUUGACUUUAGCCUCCAUCUGUAACAGGGAACUAACUGUUUUUUCCAGAAGCCUAUUUUUUAAUUCAUGCAUGCAUGCUUUUUCCUGAGUGAGAUGUUUACAAGAUCAGAUAUAUUCAUUUUCCCCAGUGAAAUGACUCACUUUGGACCAUUUUGCAAAUGGAGGACUUUGCUGCUUAUUCUCCAGGAUGGCGCAUCUGCUUUUGUCUCCAUUCAGAUGAGGCUCUGGAAGCUCCCAAAUUUGAAUCAUCUUAUAAUGUAUUUAUGGGGGGAAUCUGGAAGAGAAAAGGGUUGUAGAAUUUGGAUUCUGAAAAAAAUACAGAGGGCUGGGCAUGUUGCUCAGUAGUAGAGUGCUUGCCUGGUAUGCACAAGGUCCUAGGUACCACAAAAAAAGAAACAAGACAAAACGGAAGUAGGUGGAGGCUGGGAAAGAGCAUUGCAUCUGUAUAUAUUUUUUUAAUAUAUAAGAAAGUUUAUUAUCCCCAGUUAUCAAAAUGUUUAUUAUCCACACCAACUCUGUUUAUGGAAGUGGGCUGGCCAGGUUGGACAAAUGUAUGACCUAAUUCACACCAAUAGAGAUGGCAUUUCAGAUUCAUCACCAGAGGAGGAAAGGAAUGUAAAUCCCUGGCUGCCAUUUCCAGCACAGCGUAUAAGUCCUAGAUGUAAACUGUGUUUUUCUAUGGAAAUUUAUUUUUUCUUCUUUAAAAUAAAAAAAAAAAAAACCAAAAACAUUGUCAGUGCAUCUACUUACCUAGAACAAACAUUACUUGAUAAAAAAGUCCAAGACAGACUCCAAUACGUUAAUACUGGGCGAUUUCAACACACCUCUCUCACCAGUAGGCCAUUCACACAUAGAUUAAGUAAAUACUCUUCAGACCUAAAAAAUACUAUCAAUCAAAUGGGCCUAACAUGUAUGAAGACUUGAAUUGGGUAUAAACAGAUACACACAGAGAGAGAUGAAAAAUUGUGGUAUAUAUGUGUAAUAAGAAUUGUAACGCAAAAAAAAACCAAAGUACAUGUAUAAAUUGGCAUGAACGAAUCGGCGUGAAAAUACUCCAAAUACAAAGAUAUGAAAAAUUGUACUCUAUAUGUGUAAUAAGAAUUGUAAUGCAUUCCACUGUCAUGAA
This is a messenger RNA of Ictidomys tridecemlineatus (thirteen-lined ground squirrel), 6205 nucleotides long. NCBI's taxonomy places the organism in Eukaryota, Metazoa, Chordata, Mammalia, Rodentia, Sciuridae. The record is from RefSeq and is a predicted model, not a curated record.